This is a messenger RNA of Pygoscelis adeliae (Adelie penguin), 885 nucleotides long. Its product is annotated as amine sulfotransferase-like. The transcript is spliced from 7 exons. Gene Ontology annotation, molecular function: sulfotransferase activity. The record is from RefSeq and is a predicted model, not a curated record. Lineage: Eukaryota; Metazoa; Chordata; Aves; Sphenisciformes; Spheniscidae. Gene Ontology annotation, biological process: sulfation. Gene Ontology annotation, cellular component: cytoplasm.
AUGGUAGCUCACCGUCAGGCAGCAUUGGGUUAUCAGUCCAAGGUACCCUUCAAUCCUUCUGUUGAAUUUCUACCACUGCACCAAAAAAUUGUCCAGGUUGAUUAUGCCAAGCAGAGCAAGACAGUCAACACAGCUGUGAAAUCACUGGGAACUGUGUGGACUCAGAACAUUUUGAGCGUAAUAAUUCAUUAAGGCCACCAUAAUGGAACAGAAAAUGUGGAGACCAUGGACAGAAUCCCAUGGCUGGAAUACAAAAUAAAAAAUAAGGAUUAUGCAAAUCUUCCUUUGCCUCAUGUUUUUGCCACCCAUCUGCCUUACUAUUUAGUUCCAAGAGACCUGAGAAACAAAAGAGGAGGUAUUAUUUGUGUUACCAGGAACCCUAAGGAUGUUAUGGUUUCUUACUACCGCUUCUCCAAAUUCAUGUCCACACUAGAGGAAGUACCAGAUUUUAACCUUUUUAUGGACAGAUUUUUAGCUGGCAAAGUACUUCCCAGUUUGUGGCUGGAUCAUGUUGCAGGCUGGUACAAUCAAGCAGAGGAUUUCAAUGCACUCUUCUUUACCUACGAAGAAAUGAAAAAGGAUAUCAGAAGUGCUGUGCUGAAGAUCUGCAACUUCCUAGGCAAGAAGCUGAGCGAAGAGGAAGUGGACAGUGUUGUGAGGCAUGCUACAUUUGAGAACGUGAGAAAAGAUCCCAGGGCGAACUAUAAGAACCUGCCAGAUGACAUUGUAGCGAAAGACAAGGGUAGUUUUUUAUGAAAAGGCACUGUUGGAGACUGGAAAAACAUCACGACAGUGGCACAGAGUGAAACGUUUGACAAAGUUCUUAAAGAGAAAAUGAAGACUCUGCCCAUCAAAUUCAUCUGGGAUAUUAACGAUGAAAUGUAG